This is a messenger RNA of Lytechinus pictus (painted urchin), 3727 nucleotides long. Its product is annotated as uroporphyrinogen-III synthase-like. The transcript is spliced from 9 exons. The record is from RefSeq and is a predicted model, not a curated record. Gene Ontology annotation, biological process: uroporphyrinogen III biosynthetic process. Gene Ontology annotation, cellular component: cytosol. NCBI's taxonomy places the organism in Eukaryota, Metazoa, Echinodermata, Echinoidea, Temnopleuroida, Toxopneustidae. Gene Ontology annotation, molecular function: uroporphyrinogen-III synthase activity. Bases 228 to 1019 code for a protein of 263 amino acids.
CACAACUCAAACGUUAUACCGUAUAGCAGACGAUAUUAAUAACAGGAGAUCUAAUACCAUCUAACUUACAACAACAUAAUCAUAAACAGGAAGGUUAAAUUAUUACUAGUCAACGUCUGAGGGUACAUAAUAGAGUAUUCUGACGUCCAAGAUCAAGCUACAAAACUCUGUGUCCCAAGUUCUUCUCCUGAUGAAGUAAAGUCCUGCACCAGGAUUUCUUUGCCAAGAUGAAUACUUUGCUAUUGAGGUCUGCCCAGGAAAAUGAUACAAAGGACAAAUAUCAGGAGUCAUUUCGAGAAACAGACGUAGACUGUGUCUCUGUGUCACCCAUUGGCUUUGAGUUCAUCAACCUUGAAACCCUGUAUGCUCAUAUCUCACAUCCUGAAGAUCACUCGGGACUCAUCUUUUCAAGUCCAAGAACGGUCCAAUCAGUGGCUCUCUGUCUCAAGAAACAUGAUGAGAAUAAUGAAUGGGAUGCAAGAUUGAGGGAUGAAUGGAAUAAACUUCCUGCCUUCAGUGUAGGAACAUCUACAGGAGGAGAAGUGAGGAAACUAGGCCUUCAUCCUGUAGGAGAAGACUCUGGAAAUGCUGAAAAUCUUUGUCGUAUUAUCUUAGAAGCUGUCAAGUCUGGAUCAAAACCACUUCUCUAUCCCUGUGGUACAAUGAGAAGAGAAGUUAUCCCCAAAACAUUACAGAAAGAAGGAAUCCCCUUUAGAGAAGAUGUGGUGUACCAAACCAUUCCCAACCCAGAUCUAGAAAAAGAACUGUCAAAAUACCUGCAAGCUAAGGGUUCACCAUUCUGCAUAGUGUUCUUCAGUCCGUCCGGAGUUCAGUAUUCCAAAGAUGUGCUUCACAAAUUCAAAUCUGACUUACAGAAUACAAAGUUCUUGGCUAUUGGUAGGACUACCCAAACUGCAAUGGAGGAGCAUGGGUAUAUGGUUGCUGGUGUUGCGGAGAAGCCCAACCCAAUAGCAUUGCUUCAAGCAAUCAAACAAUGUCACGAUGGAUCAGAUUCAUAAUGGAGAAAAUGAACUCAUCUUUUGGAUUCACUUGUUCUCAAAAACAUACUAAAAUGGACCUUUUACAAAAGGGGCAAUACAAACUGUGCAAAUAUACAGGAGAGUCCAACUACAGAAAAUAUUUUGUCUGUUUAAAUCAUAUUGAAUGGGUAACUUGUAAAUUGGUCUGUAUCUAUUUUGUCUACAUUUCAUCCCACAUGGUUUAAUCCUAGUACGUCUACAACCGGUUUUUAUCGAACCGUUUGGUCUAAUUGCCAUUAACCCCAUUUAUAAUUUUAUCUAAUUUCUAGUUAGGUUAUACCUGUUUGGUCUAAUUGCCAUUUAGUACAUUUGCCACUUUGUCUAAUUUUCAGCCAGUUUGGUUUUGCCCAUUCUGUCUAAUUUCCACUUUGUUUGCCACCUCUAAGUGUAUAUGAUUAGAUGAAGUAUUCAUGAAUCAAAUUUUCAUUUGAUAAAGUGCAAAGCGAUAAGUAGAUGAAUGAGAAAUAAUGCUAUCUGGGCAUUAGACGACAUGACAUUUAAACCAAAUGAGUAUUAGACUGAUUGGCCCGUAUUCUGAAGUCGGUUUAAUUUAAACUCAGGUUUAAAGUUGUGGUUUAAGUAUGGCGAGCCAAUUGUUACAUAAAUCACUAACAGUAGAGAUAUAAUACUUCAGCUCAUUUGGCUCUCAAAUCAUUCAUAAUUGUCUAGGAAGAAUAAAAAGAUUAUUGGCUUCACCAUCGAUGAACCAGGAAAGAGCACAGUAAACAUGAGAAACAUACAACUUAAUAACAAAUUUGAUACUUUUGGCUUCCCAUACUUAAACCACAACUUUAAACCUGAGUUUUACUAAAACCCGACUUCAGAAUACAGGCCAUUGAGUAUUAGAUCAACAAAGGUAGCUCAACCAAAAAAGAAACCUUUAUCAAUCAGAAAAUGUGUGCACUGCCAUGGGUGUUGACCCUCUAUUUCUGCUUUGGCAGGAAAUCUCUACACUUGUGCAAUAUAUGUAUGUAAUUAAUGAAAAUUUCAGUCAUAAAACAAAACGAAACAGAUUUCCAUACCAGGUAGACAAUGCUAUUGAUAUGAAUGUCUGCUGAAGUCUCCAGAAUGGAAAUGAUCCCAAACUGAAAACAAAGAUUUGAACAGGAUUUAUUUUUUUGUUUAAUGGUCAUCAUUGGUCAUGUUGUAUUACUCCACUCAGGGAUGACUUUGAUCUAUUACUGUGCAACAUUUUGUCCAUACUUCCAUACCACUAUAUCUUCAUACCUGUUUUGAUACAGUGAUAUUUUCUAGCCUUGAUAUAUUUCUCUGGCUUGGGUGAGCAUGCUCUCAAUAUCCUUGUUAAAUUGCGCCAUCAUGAGGAUAAUGGAAUCUUUUUAGAUGAGGCAAUCUCAUUUGAUUUGAGGAAACAUUUUCAUAGAAUAAUAUUAGCAAGAGGCUGAUUGGUGUCUGAUACCGUAUUUUUUUUGGUGUAUUCUAAUGUUUUAUCACAAUCACCCAAUUCAAUACCAUUAUCAAAUUUCUCUUUAUUUGUGAGUCUUCUUUCACUCUUAAUUCAAAUUUUAUAUACUCAAUAUGUAUAUUUUAUAUGUAUCUUAUUAUUUGAAAUAUAUCUAAUAUAUAUUUUAUCACAAUAUGGGAACAGUAAUAUAUUGUGUAAUGAAAAUAGUAUCUCUCAAAUUAUAUUAAGUUAUAUAGGAUAACUAAUUCCUUGUGAAAUGAAAUUGUGGAUAUAUUUGAUAAAUAAACCCCUUAAACCAUUGUAAAACUCAAAAUUGGCAAUUUUGUUUGUCAAUGGUGAUAAGUAGUAGAGUUGUAUAAACAAUUUGUAGUUCAAUCUUCGGGUCCUUUUCUCAGUCGGUCAUAUAAAUUUAUCAUUUGUCAAAGGCUUAUUAUGUACAUGAAAAAAAAUGGAGCUAAAUUUGUAUGUUAAAAUCCAGUGUGUGUAAUUUUCAUGAUCUGAGAAAAAAUUAUGACUUUAUCAUAACUUUGAUAUCAUUAGUUCAAUUUUGUUUUAACUUUCACCAAUCUCUUUGUGUGAAUUUUCAUGCUCUGUUUCAAACAACUUGCCAAUGAUUUGAUUUGACUAUUUUACCUUUCCUAGGCUUGCCCAUCCAAUUCCUUUAAGUGUGCUCUGUAUUUCCAUUAGGAUUGUUAAUAGACACUUAUUCACUCUUGUUAUAGUGUGUAUACUGUGCAACACAGUUUAGUAAUAUCAUCCAUGAGGUUAGUAAGAUCGAUCAUAGUUAUUCAUUUGAGAGAUUGGUUGAACAUAAAAUACCACCUGGUGAGUGAUAGGCCAAAUAUUCACGUUAGUUCUAACCAUUCAGAAAGUAAAAUUCUUAGAUAUUGAUAAUAGAAACCAUGGGCCUGUUUCAUAAAUACAAAAUAGCCAUUUAUUGCAACUACAUCGGUAACCUUGAUUGUGAUUGGCUGCUGAGCAUUGUUACCAUGGUAGUUGCAAUAAUGGAAAGUUGCCAUAGUUGUAAUUUUUUAAUGAAAUGGGCCCCGGGUAUAAUAGGUUUUGUGUAACACUGACUUUGAGAUAUCCAGAUAAACAUUUCCUUAAGGAUAGUGAAACUUCAAUAUACAAUAUAACAGCGCUUUCAAAUAACAUGUUUUAUUUUGUAAAUCUGAAUACUUUUUUUACUGAAUCUAAUGACUGAACAGGUAUAUGGUAUGUAUAUAUAUAUAUUUCCAUAUUAAAUAUAUUGUUUAUUAUAUGA